Pantherophis guttatus is the source of this 941-nucleotide messenger RNA. RefSeq names its product lysozyme C-like. The record is from RefSeq and is a predicted model, not a curated record. NCBI's taxonomy places the organism in Eukaryota, Metazoa, Chordata, Lepidosauria, Squamata, Colubridae. Gene Ontology annotation, biological process: fusion of sperm to egg plasma membrane involved in single fertilization. Gene Ontology annotation, cellular component: sperm flagellum; acrosomal vesicle. Gene Ontology annotation, molecular function: lysozyme activity.
ACUGCCAUCUCUUCAUGGGGUACAUUGGCAAGUGUGUCUUGCUGGGCCAAUUAAGAACUUUGUUGUGGUCAGGAGAAAUUCGAGCUCGAAAGUUGAAGCCUCACUUUGUCAGUUGUCACUCAGAAUCUUCUAGAGCUUUUGACUUGGCACCCACAAAGGAUAAUACCCUGAAUGCUUCUUUCUUUCAUUUUACCUGGCUGCUAUGCUAACUUGAUAUUUGCUUGGACUUGACCUGCAUGAGGCAAGCUAUUUACUUACGGUUAAUCAUUUUGAACUCUGGGGCUGAGAACUGUCAGCCUGGGAAAGUCCCCCUCCCAUUUUCAGGGUACCGGAGUUAGCAGAAGCACAUCAUUGAGGAGCGAUGAAAGGCCUCUGCCUGUGGUUAGCUUUGUUGACCUGCCUCAUGGUGAAAGUCUAUGGCAAGAUCUUCAGACGUUGUGAACUGGCAUCAGUAAUGCGACGCUGGGGAAUGGAGGGGCACGAGGGCUACACUUUGGAUGACUGGGUCUGCUUGGCAUAUUAUGCAAGUGGUUUCAACACAGCUAAGGUGACCCAUAAUAUUGAUGGUACUUCAGAAUAUGGCCUUUUCCAGAUCAACAGUCGCUCCUGGUGUGCUGACCACCACAGCACUUCAAGGAACCUCUGCAGCUUAUCUUGUCGUGAUUUGGUGGGUGAUGAAAUCAUCGAUGAUAUAAUUUGUGUCAAGAGAGCUGUAGCAGGUCCAGAUGGUUUGGAAGCCUGGGAUGGCUGGCGAAAUCAUUGCCGUGGAAAAAACUUGCAUUACUGGACAGCUACUUGUAAACUGUGAAUUUAUUGUACCACCAACUGAAUUUACCAUCUGCAAAUCAGUUUCUUCAUCUGCUUGUGCUCUUCAGAUUGUGAUCACAGAGUACAAUCUGAUCAAAGGCAUUUGACAGAAUAAAUUCUUUUUGAGAUAAUAA